Molecule: messenger RNA, 1056 nt
Organism: Alternaria incomplexa
Lineage: Eukaryota; Fungi; Ascomycota; Dothideomycetes; Pleosporales; Pleosporaceae
Exons: 2
Coding region: 1-1056 (351 amino acids)
Source: RefSeq, a predicted model, not a curated record
AUGGCCGACCCGAUGGCCGCGGUGCCAUACUCCAACAAAGCCGCCAUCUACCUUGGACCUGUCGUUUCUUUCGGCGUUGUCGCACUCUUCCUGGUUACCGCACGCAUCUACACACGGAUACAGAGGACUGGGAAACUGUUUCUCGAUGACUGGAUCAUCGUUGUCGCAGAACCACUUUCUUUGAUCGGCAUAUGUUUGGCUAUCGCAUCCACGGCAUACGGAUGGGGCAAACCAGCGGCAUCCUUCACACCCGAGACGCUCAAGCAGACAUUGAGGCUACAGUUCGCCCUCCAAACUGUAUGGCUUCUUACGCUCUGGCUUGUACGACUCUCUGUCGCGUGCUCACUGCUGCGCUUCGGGACUGAAAGGCUUUGGCGAUGGCCAUUGUACUUCAUCAUGGGCCUACAAACAACAAUCUCAUGGAGUUACUUCGUCAUCCAAUUUGCGCAAUGCACACCCGUCAGCUCGAACUGGGAUACCGGUAUCUCUUCCAAAUGCUGGGAUCUGGGCCCCAUCGUCAUCUACGGAUGGGUCAUUGCUGGCAUUUACAUCGCCAUGGAUCUCACACUCUCACUCAUGCCAAUCCGGCUGAUCCGCACCUUGAACCGCUCUCAAUCCGAGAAGAUACUCAUCGGCUUCCUCAUGGCCCUCGGUCUCCUCGCAACCGCGAUAAACUGCGCCAAGAUGACAACGUUCACCACUUUCGGCCAAGGCGACGUGAUGCAAGCUACCAUCGUACCUUCACUGUGGGCCAAACUCGAGGAAGAGAUCGGCAUAAUCGCUAGUUCGCUACCUUGGCUCAAGAGCCCUGCUGAGAACUGGUUGAAGAAGAUGGGCAUAUUGAAGGAGCACCAGCUCACCAAGCCGAGCUUCGUGGCCGACAUGAGCUUACCGACUGUGAAAGAUGAUGAAGAGGAUAUGAAUAGUAAUGAUGCGGAUAGUACGAAAGUGAAGGGAAAUGUUAGGGUGGAUUCGGUGGCCACCGCCUUGGGUACCAAAGGCUCAAACAAUAGCCUGCCAAAGGAUCCGAAUAGUAAUACCUGGCAGGCUGUCUAA